CAUUCGCGACGUUUUCCGUAAAGCAAUCCGCACUUCCCCGCGGUACCGCUCAUCCGGCACCCGCCGCGGUGCGCGGCUCGUGCAUUGUUACCCUUACCCUUAGUGCCAGUGAGUUGACUUCCAAUUAUUCCUACACAAACUAACAUCCGCGUGACCGCCAUCCGCCGCGGUUAGCGGCUCGUGCGUUGUUGCCCUAAUGGUGAAAGUGAUGACAUCUAAGUAGCUGGAGAUGAAGCCGAAAGUUGUCAGCUGUCACUGACAUGUGAGGUUCUGAGGUUAUCAUUUUUUGGUUAUGUUUAUUUCUAAGAUACGUAAAAGAUAGGCACUAUUCCAGGCCUUCAGUGGAAAGAAUGGAUGAAAAUUACAUCGACAAGUUGCGACAGACUAUUUUCAGGCACAGGGCAAGUUCAUGCACUGAAAAUAAAGGUGGUAACAAAUUGAGUUUAGAGUGUUACAAGUCAGAAAACGUCUUCGAUUUGUCUUCAAAACAGGAUUCAAUAAAGAAUAAAAGACAUACGCCACCUUCAAAAGCUAGAUCCGAGAAACGUAAGGUUGUUUCUGAGAGCAGUGACGAUUCAUUUGCUUUGGCUUCUAAAGGAAAAUCACAGUCAAAAAAGUUGAACUCCAAGAAGAAAACUAAGAGAAAGAGGUGCUUUCAGACCUUUAGUUCAGACACUGAUGAAGAGACAAUGUCACUUGUGCCUUCAAGAUCAGAGACAGAGACAUCAUAUGUAUCUGCAACCGAUAAAAUAAAAACAUCGUUUGAGGAAGAUUCUCAUGUUGUCAGCAGUGAUAGUGAUGCUGAAGGAGAAUCAUUGAAACCUAUCAAAGGUCAAAUAAAAACAGACAUCUAUGAAAUUAGCAGUGAUAGUGAUAGUGAAGACUUUAAUUUGGAUACAUUUUUCUGUACCAGAGAACAAAGCAUUACAGAACCACUAGAUUCACAUGCUGAAUUUGAUUUUAUUAGUGAUUAUAUAAGAGAUGUAAAAAUCAGCAACAAAAAGGUUUAUGAUUCAAAUGAACUCAAAAGGAAAAGUAGGAGAAACUCAUAUUCCUCAAAUAAAGAAAGGAGAGUUAAGAAGAGUAAGGAGGAGUUUGAAAUUGAAGUGCAGAAGAAUAUCAAGCCUGAUGUAUCAAGUUUGAGUCAAAAUAUGGCAGAUCACUUUAGAAGCAAGAAACUGAAAUAUAAGACAGAUGAGCUUGCUGGCAAGAUGAUUAGUCGCUCAGAGAAAGUCCAAAGCGAUGAGGAACCAGACUUGGUAGAAGAAGCAUCUUCAAGAUUCAUUGACUACAUUGAAAUUGAUGAUGAUGAUGAGUAUGUGGAACCUGCAGAGGAUUCCACUGUAGAUUCAGGAACACUACAUGAUGUACUAUCAGAAAACACAAUAGAUGUUGCUAAUUCAGUGCCGAAUUCAGGGUUCAACACUUUGAUGCUAGAAAACCAAAUAUAUUCUGAAGAAUCCUCGCACGAUGCUGAGGAUGCUGAAAAACAUUUUCAAUCAGUGUAUGAAGUACGAAAACCGAAAGCCGAUUAUUAUUCCAUGAAUGAUGAUAAGAUAAUCGUGUUAAGAAGAAACAGUACCUUACCAUUUUUUGGUCUGUUUAAACUGAAAGUAAUCUAUGGCAAAGUUGAUAUACUUGGUUAUACUUUAAAUGAGCAGUCCCAAGCUGUGAAUGUUUACUCUCCAAGAGGUUCAGCUUGGCUUUACAUAAAAAACGUAACGGAUGCCAGCAGUACCAACUUGAAUGAUUUUGUAUCAUUUUUGGAAAGCAACGAAUGCCUUAGGAAAGUUUCAGUAGAGGAAACCAGCGCUGUGAUACAGUGCUCAAGACUGAAUGAGAACAAGAUAUGUUUCAUAGAAAAAUAUAUUUCACAACAGAUAUUCCCAGAUGAUAUUUCAAAUAAGUUACCACAAGUAGCUUUUGAACCAAAGACUGGAAAUGUUAUUAAUACACAUCAGAAGUGGGAUGAAUUAAUAGACCAAAUCAACCCCAGCACAAAAUUUAUGGUAACUGGAGGUAAAGGUGUGGGUAAGAGUACGUUUGUGAGAUAUACAAUCAACAGGCUCCUGGGCAGAUUCAAAAAGGUUAGAAUGGUUGAUUUGGAUCCGGGCCAGUCAAUGUUUACAGCACCAGGAAUGGUAUCUGUACUGAAUGUUUCAGAGCCUGUCUUAGGGCCAAGCUUUACACAUUUGAGACAGACUGAAAGAUCAUAUAUGUCAAGCAUUGAUGUCACCAGAAAUCCUUUUAUCUAUGUAAAAGCGGCGAAAUCGUUGAUGGAUUAUGUUUCUAAGUUGGACAACGACGUGCCUACAGUUAUUAAUUACAUGGGCUUUGUUCAGAAUCUGGGUUUACAUAUAAUCUCCUCUAUAAUCACCUAUGUGAAACCCACCGAUGUUGUUCAGAUAAACAGUAAACAAAAGAAGAAAAACUUCAAGAGCAGGUUGAACAUAGAUUUAAUCAAAGAUAAUUACGACGUUUUUGGUCAUGAUCCGAUCGAUUUUGAGUUCAGAUUGCAUGAAUUGAACGCAUUGAGUGACAAUAGUACAGGUUGGACACUUGAACCAAGACAAUUGAGGGAAUUGUGUGUUUUGGCAUAUUUGGCAGAACUGCUACCGCCAAAUGUAUUUUCGCUUACUAGCUGUCAUUUGCCUAUGUAUAAAGUGCAACUAUCGACCUUGAAACUAAUGAAUUUGAAGUGUGAGCAAGUCAGUUGUGCUGAAGUCAAUGCAAACCUUGUAGCACUAUGUGAUAAGGAGGAACAGACGGAUCUGUUUAUCUGUUAUGGAUAUGGUGUGGUAAGAGGUGGAGAUACAUCUUCUCAUUAUGUCGUUCUGUUGACACCGGUAGAUCCAGAAUACCUAGAGAAAGUAGUGUACUUGGUCCAAGGCGAUGUAGCAUUACCUCCUUCAGUUUACAUGACCCCAGAUGAGGUCAUAGGAAAGGUACCUUACGUCAUGGAGGGAGAGCUCGUAUCAUUGGGUCAAAUCACCAGAAGGUCAUAUUUACCAGCUGGUAAGAGGUAACUAUAAUAUUCUGCAUCUGUUUUUGUUAAAAUAUACAAAUAUAUUUCAUUUUCAUAUGAA
Acanthoscelides obtectus is the source of this 3086-nucleotide messenger RNA. NCBI's taxonomy places the organism in Eukaryota, Metazoa, Arthropoda, Insecta, Coleoptera, Chrysomelidae. The record is from the annotation of a GenBank genome assembly.